AUGGAGGCGGGACUCAGGUUCCGCACUCCAGCUGCUGGAGAGCGACACUCCCUGGUGUCGCGGUCCCCGUCGCCGAACCCCGAAUCGGAGGACGAGGAGCGGAUCACCGACGUAGAGCUGGAGGAGGAGGAGGAGGCCGGCGUCCGGUCGGCAGGGCAGGAGGACGAGGUGCCCACGAUUGACCUGGCAUCGUCGGAAGAAGAGGAGGAGGACAUCGCGACGGAGAUGGUGAGUCCGGAGGUCUCCUCAGACGAGGAGGACGAGCCACGUCGGGCGGCGAAGGCCCGGAUGGCAUUCCGGAGAAUAAGGAGGGCCGCAGCUGGAUUCGGGCGGAUCCGUUUGGGCGACGCAGCGCCAUCGGGCCGCCCGGAAGAGGUGAAGCGAAUAUUCGCGACCCGGGCGGAGGUGGUGCGGCGAGUAUUCGCGCAGCGGGCGGUGGCACGGGCAGCCGCCGCUGCCAGAGAGUGGCAAAAGCGGCUGGAUGAGGGUGAGGCUGAAGAGGCGGCGAUCUGGGCACAGCCGGGCCCUCCGGAACAGCCGCCGCCGCAAGCACCGCCACCGCCGUCGCCACCACAGCCGUCGCCACCGCUGUCGCUGUCGCUGUCGCAGCCGCCACCACCGCCGUCGCCGCCGCGGGGAGCACCACCGCCAUCACCAUCGCCACCGCUAACGCCGUCGCCGCCCCGGGCAGCAACACCGCCACCGCCACCACCCAAGGCCGUCGGUGAGCCGACAACAUUCGGCGGACAGCAGCCGCUGGGAGGAGAUGGCCGAGGAAGGGUGGCCGCCCAGGGUGGAAGCCGAGGCCAACAGGCAGCGGAUGAGAGCCCGUAG
Molecule: messenger RNA, 834 nt
Organism: Drosophila rhopaloa
Lineage: Eukaryota; Metazoa; Arthropoda; Insecta; Diptera; Drosophilidae
Product: formin-like protein 1
Exons: 2
Coding region: 1-834 (277 amino acids)
Source: RefSeq, a predicted model, not a curated record